AGACUUAUUAUCGAAUCGGAGGAUUGCAUGCCCUAAUUUAUUGAUCGCGAGGCAAACACGCCCAUCUUACGCUUCAAAAUUUUUAAUAUUCGCUGCAUCCGUACUAUCUGCGUCCCCCUCUUACAUCUGUUCUUACAUCUGUUCGAUCUUCAGGACGGAGAUGGAAGCGAAUACUUCUCCGUUCAAGGCUGUUGUGCAGAUAAUUUUGGGAUCAUCUUCAAUAGCACGUCGAACAAUAUUAGCUGAGAUGGGAUACGAGUUUACAAUUAUGACUGCAGAUAUUGAUGAAAAAUGCAUACGAAAGGAUAAGCCAGAAGACUUGGUUAUGGCUCUCGCUGAGGCAAAGGCUGAUGCUAUCAUAUCAAAACUACAAACUAUCAAUCAUCAAGAGAAGGAUGUUGAACAAACAAUCUUGAUUGCGGCUGACACAGCAGAAGCCAUCUUACAAAGGCCCAUUGGUGACUACAUAAAGGAUGCUGAGCCAACACUGUUAAUUACUUGUGACCAAGUGGUGGUCUAUGAAGGUGUGGUCAGGGAAAAACCAUCGAGUAAGGAGGAAGCAAGACAGUAUUUGAAAGACUAUUCUGGGAGCCAUGCAGCAACAGUGGGAUCUGUGCUAGUUACAAACCUUAAGACAGGAUUCAGAAAAGGAGAAUGGGACCGAGUGGAGAUCUAUUUCCAUGAAAUACCAGAUGAAAUCAUUGAGAAACUGAUUGAGGAGGGGAUUGUGCUUAAUGUUGCCGGAGGACUGAUCAUAGAGCAUCCUUUGAUUCUGCCCUUCGUCAAACAAGUGGUUGGAACAACAGAUAGUGUGAUGGGGCUCCCCAAAGCUCUGACUGAAAAACUUUUGAGGGAGGCCCUAUAGCUGCCCAAGACACUGCUUCUUCAUACUUGAUAACCAGCUGAGUCACUUUAACUGCAUCUGUUAUGCCUGAUCUUGGUUUCAUUAAAUCAAUUGUUAUCUAAAUGUCUGACAGGAGCUUUUUUAGUAUUAUUUGUUACUUACUCCCUUCGAAUUGUUUGUCUAUUCAAGUUUCUUUGUUGAUAGAAGAUUACAUACUUGAUUUGUAA
Molecule: messenger RNA, 1071 nt
Organism: Juglans microcarpa x Juglans regia
Lineage: Eukaryota; Viridiplantae; Streptophyta; Magnoliopsida; Fagales; Juglandaceae
Product: 7-methyl-GTP pyrophosphatase
Exons: 10
Coding region: 161-865 (234 amino acids)
Molecular function (GO): nucleoside triphosphate diphosphatase activity
Source: RefSeq, a predicted model, not a curated record